Artibeus jamaicensis (Jamaican fruit-eating bat) is the source of this 6611-nucleotide messenger RNA. RefSeq names its product tubulin tyrosine ligase like 11 (gene TTLL11). Gene Ontology annotation, cellular component: cilium. The coding region runs from base 166 to 2262 and encodes 698 amino acids. NCBI's taxonomy places the organism in Eukaryota, Metazoa, Chordata, Mammalia, Chiroptera, Phyllostomidae. Gene Ontology annotation, molecular function: tubulin binding; tubulin-glutamic acid ligase activity. The transcript has 9 exons. The record is from RefSeq and is a predicted model, not a curated record. Gene Ontology annotation, biological process: microtubule cytoskeleton organization; protein polyglutamylation.
UAAGGCUACGAGGGCCGUGUCAACCAGAGUCUGAGCGAUCAUGGCAACGGGCUCCGGCGGGGAGCGCGUGGCAGCGGUGGCAGCGGUGGCAGUUUGGUCACGGACUGGGACAGAGGGCCGGCGGCGGCGGCGGUGGCAGUGGCCCUGGCACCGGCCCUGAGCGCCAUGCAGCCGGGCGGCUCCGAGAGGGAGUUGGCGGUGGGGUGGGAGGCAGAGGCGGUGGCCGUGGCCGAACCUCAGGCGGUGGCGGCGGAGCAGGUCCGCGUGGACGCGGGGGCGUCCGGGGAGCCAGAGCGCAAGGCGAGGGAGGAGCCGGCCAAGGACCCGGUCCCGACGCAGCCCCGCGCGACCGAGGAGGGGGACGCCCGCGUUCUCCCGCGGCCGCCGCCCGCGCCGCCCGUGUCCAGGCCGAAGCCGGCGCCCGCACCGGGUUUCUGGCCGCAGGGGAAGCCCAGGAGCAAGGGCCAAAGUUGCAAGCGGAGCUCGAGCCGCCGGUCGGGCGAGUACCACUGUCUGCGGCCUGUCACCGUGGACAGCUCCAAGGCCAGGACGUCCCUGGACGCCCUGAAGAUCAGCAUUCGUCAGCUCCAGUGGAAGGAGUUCCCUUUUGGCCGACGCUUGCCAUGUGACAUCUACUGGCACGGUGUUUCAUUUCACGACAGUGACAUAUACUCCGGUCAAGUGAACAAGUUCCCAGGCAUGACGGAGAUGGUGCGGAAAAUCACCCUGAGCAGAGCUGUGAGAAUCAUGCAGAGCCUCUUCCCCGAGGAGUACAACUUCUACCCUCGCUCCUGGAUUCUGCCCGACGAGUUCCAGCUCUUUGCCGCUCAGGUUCGGAUGGUGAAAGACGGAAACCCCUCCUGGAAGCCCACUUUCAUUGUGAAACCUGAUGGUGGUUGCCAGGGUGACGGAAUCUACCUCAUCAAAGACCCCAGUGACAUCCGCCUGGCCGGGACCCUGCAGCGCAGGCCGGCGGUGGUCCAGGAGUACAUCUGCAAGCCUCUCCUCAUCGACAAGCUCAAGUUCGACAUUCGCCUGUAUGUCUUACUGAAGUCCUUAGACCCCUUGGAGAUCUACAUAGCCAAAGACGGACUCUCGAGAUUUUGCACGGAGCCGUAUCAGGAGCCCACGCCCAAGAACCUGCACCACAUCUUCAUGCACUUAACCAACUACUCACUGAACAUCCACAGCGGGAACUUCGUCCACUCGGACAGCACGAGCACGGGAAGCAAGAGGACCUUCUCCAGCAUUCUGUGCCGGCUGUCUUCCAGAGGCGUGGACAUCAAGAAGGUCUGGUCUGACAUCAUCUCCCUGGUGAUCAAGACCGUCAUCGCCCUGACUCCGGAGCUCAAAGUCUUCUACCAGUCGGACAUCCCCGCAGGGAGGCCCGGGCCCACGUGCUUCCAGAUUUUAGGCUUUGACAUCCUUCUAAUGAAAAACCUGAAGCCUAUCCUACUUGAAGUUAAUGCGAAUCCCAGCAUGAGAAUCGAACAUGAGCAAGAACUUUCUCCAGGGGUGUUUGAAAACGUCCCCAGCUUUGUCGACGAGGAAGUGAAGGUGGCCGUGAUCAGAGACACCCUCCGCCUCAUGGACCCCCUGAAGAAGAAAAGAGAGAGCCAGUCUCAGCAGCUGGAGAAGCCGGAAGCUGGAAAGGAAGAUCCUUCUGACAGUGAUCUGGCCAUCGCCUCAGACGCCAACCCCAAUCCCGAAGCCCACCUGCCCUCCAUCUGCCUCAAGCAGGUGUUCCCCAAGUACGCAAAGCAGUUCAACUACCUGCGCCUGGUGGACAGGAUGGCCAAUUUGUUCAUCCGGUUCCUAGGAAUCAAGGGGACAAUGAAGUUGGGACCAACAGGCUUCCGUACCUUCAUAAGGAAUUGCAAGCUGAGCAGCAGCAGCCUGUCCAUGGCCGCCGUGGACAUACUGUACAUCGACAUCACAAGGAGGUGGAACUCCAUGACCCUGGACCAGCGGGACUCAGGGAUGUGCCUGCAGGCCUUCGUGGAAGCUUUCUUCUACUUGGCUCAGAGGAAGUUCAAGUUGCUGCCCCUCCACAAGCAGGUGGCCUCGCUGAUCGACCUGUGUGAAUACCACCUGUCCCUGCUGGACGAGAAGCGCCUGGUGUGCGGCCGGGGCGGCAGGCCGGGGGGCCGGCCCCCUUACAGCAGCACACCCCAGGAGGCCACCCCGGCAGCCCCAUCAGCAGAGGGCGACCUCCGGCCCUGCACAGCCAAGCUCUCUCACUCCAGACACACCCCAGCCUGACAGCUGCUCCGUCCUCCCAGAACAAGCCCUCCGGGGCCAGGGGGAGAGAGGCCCUGGGCGGCCUGCUGGAGGAGCGUAAAGCAACGUGGUCUGCUGAGACCUCCUGCCCGGGGCUCCGCUCAUUGUCCCCUGCUGUGCUGACUUGUGCUUUGAGAGGCCGGUUGAUUCUCUCUCGCCUUCCUCCCGGUGCCUCUUGGUGGUGAUCCUGUUUUCCAGUCGUCAGUGGACAUACGACAUCCCGAAGGUGACAGGUGGCAUCUUCUAUCCUGAGCUCAUGGGGCAUGACAGCAGGGGUAGAACUGUUGGGUUCGGGGCGCCGAGGAAAGGACUUGUGGAAGCUGAGUCUUGGGUCUGCUGGGCCCGAGAGCGAGCCCUGGGGAACGCCGAGCACACCGUGUCUGCGCCUGCCACCGCUGUGAGGAUGCAGGGGAAGUGCCCAGCCAAUCAUGUGCUACAUGGGUGUAGUUAACAGAUUAGCCUCAUUGGUUUCAUUAGCUCACCUGUUGCCGCAGUGGCUGGUUCAUUAUUAAUUAAGAAAUAAUUAACUAAGAAGUCACUAAGGCUCCUAGAGUCUUAAAGCUGGCAGGAGCCACAGAGGUUAUUUUGCCUGAUUUUGUUUGACCUUGACCCCAAAGCAAGAGUCCCACUGUCGUAGGGCCUCCUAUCAAAGCCCUCAUGGGGUGGGGUGCUCACCAUGCGGCCAGCACUGCCUCGGGCUCCUGUGUGACCACCGCGGGCUGGGUGCCCUGGGUGACGGGAGGGGGCUUCCGAGGGGAGGAAACAGGACCCGGGCGAGGGUCAGGGCGAGCAGAGCACAAGGCGCGGAGCCCAGGCCCCAGACGUGCGGGGAAAAGGAGGCCCACGCUCCCCUCGCACGAGAGCCUUCUCUUGUCUCCACCUGUGUCCCCAGAGAGCCCUGCUCACCGGCGGCCACAGUGUCACUGUGGGAAAUAGCCAUGGGCAAGGCAGGGUCAGGGCACACUGAUGACAGGCGGCAGGAGACAGCCCUUGCCGUACCACACUCGUCCCAGCCCAGCCACCCUGCCCCUCACUGCUCCCCUGGCGGCUGGCCCUACAGCGUGGGUUCCACGAAAGGACAGCUCAGCCUGCCUCUGUUUGGGGAGCGUGCACCACAGGGCAUGGGCAUUGCAGCGCCAGGGCCUGGCCAGAAGCGGGCCAGCACGGGGUGCUCUUCAGGGCACCUUGAGCUCAGGGCCACUGUCAGCAGUGCUGGUCCCCGUGCGGAGACAGGAGCCUCCUCCUGCAGAACAAGCCUCGGCCGCUCUCCUGUCUCCCUGGGCCUCCGUCCACCUGCCCCAGCUCAGACCUCGUCAUGCCCCACCUGGACCUCGGCCGUCUCCUGCCUCUCAACUCCCUCAACACACUCUCCACCCCUCUCAGGUGAAAGGAGAACCACAGCUGACGGCAGGAACCCCCUGCUUCCACCAACCCCCCAUUUCUGCCCAGGCAAAGCCCAAACCCCUGGCACCGGCAUUCAAGGCCCAAAGCAAAUCCCUGUCUUCCUGAAAGAGCUGGGCCCACACACCUCAUGCACCCUGCCCACGACCCCGUGCUCCCACAGCUCCUUGGGUCUGCCUUUCCCAUGCCGAAGAGAGCAUUCAGUGCUUACCCCAGUGGGAAGGCUGAAGGGCGCGGACCUGAUCCGUGCUCUCCCGUCCUCGAGUUUGCCGUCCCCUCUUCCUCCAUCCAGUGGAAACUUACUUACCUUUCAAAGUCAAGCUCAAGUGUCUGCUAUGCAACGACCCCAAACAGAAUGAGCUGCUCCUGCUUCUACCUGGGAGAACCUGGGAAGUUCUCUUGUGAUCACACCUACCCUACGGCAUUUGCUCCCACCAAACUGCGUUCUUUCAGGGCCAGGCAGGGGCGGGGUCCACACUGGCCCCUUCCCACACACAGCAGGGCCCAGCAGGUGCUGCUUGGAAUAACCCGAAUGGCCAGCGGGCCCCAGGUGAGGAGCGGUGGUGCAGUGCUCCUCCUCCCUGAGCCUGCAGGUGCCCCUAAGAAUUGCGCUUUUCUAAACCUUGCCAAGAUGACUCACUGAGCACCUUGUACCCACCGCAGGCUCCUUGGCUCCCAGGCACGGGGCCUGUUCUGUGAACCCAAGCAAACAGUGGCUGCUCUGACCCUGGGCAGAGCCUCCACGUCCCUUCGUCCCAGGUUCAGGGCUGGGCAGCAUCCCCCAGGGGUACCAGCUAUCAUCCAGCCUUGAAGACUAAGGUCCCACCAGGCUGGGAAGGGUCCUCACUGUGGCUCCUCCAUCGGCGCCCAGCUGUCUCUCCACCUCCACAGCCGCCUGCACUUGGGGAAGGGGGUUAGGUCAGAUUCGAUGAUCCUGAUGUGGAUGCUGACAGUCAGGGUAUGUGAGAUCGGGGUGGGGCAGACCCCAGACCCUCGGAAUGGCGCUCUGCCUUUCUAGAACCACCUCCCUUUCCGACACCAAUUUAACAUCUGUUCACUUCACAGUUUACAAAGCACUUUUACAGCUGUCCUCCCCACACCCCGGGAAGGAUAAGGAUUCUCACUGCCAUCUCUUCACAGAUGGGGACCGAUGAUGCCUGGGAGGUCAGCUGACUGGCCCAAGGCCUCGGGGCCGAGCCAGGACUCACAGCGAGGUCCCCUGGCCCCCAGUCCCUUGCUCCUCAGCACCACAACUGCUCUGGGCGGUGCCUCAAUGUACCCACAGCCCAGUGGGGAGAGGGUUUGGCACCACUUCACAGAGGGAAACCCAUGUCUUGGAGCGGCUGGGGCAUCCUGGGGUUCUGGAGGCUCAAUUUGGGGGUCUAUCUGAUCUGGUGGUCUCUUGCUGAGCAGCCAGAAGGGCUCAGUGACCCAUGUACAUUCUACAGGCUCCAGUCCCUUGGCCACACAAGGGGGUGACCAGGCCUCUCUCUCUCGCUCUCUGGGAACAAAGAAUGAGAAAGGGAAAGGGCAGUUAGUACACGUGAGAAGCGUUUCGUAAAACCAAGCGCUGACCCAGUGCCCUGUUAUCUUCAGACUGGUCCUGGUUUCCUGCAAGGUGUAAGGAGAUGGAGGAGAAGGUUCUUCUGGAACGUUGUAAUGCAUCAGGACAAAGGAAGCCGCAGCAGUCGGCUCCGCUCCCUCUGCCCCUCCCGCCGUCCUCACGCCCAAGGGCUGGAGAGCCAGGUGUCCUCUGACACCUGGGAGCUGCCCUGUGAUUGGCAGAGCAUCGCUGCACCCAAAUCACUUAAUUUUUGAAAACAUCUGGAGUAAUGCCCUAAACUCCCUGGCCCUACAAGUGAGCACCGGGCCUGAGAUGGUGGGCACCUGGGCCUCUCCCUCGACUCUCAGAGCGGGGACGCUGCCCCUGCAGGGCGGAGAGCUGGCCGCCUCUCAGCCCGGCGCGCAGCGGCCCAAGCCGUGCCUCACCUCGACUGACCCUUCUGCCAGUCUCCAGGUGGCAUAUGGGUUUCUCCCUCACGAAGUGAGUUCACAUUUUCUUCUGUUCCCGGGGACCGCAGAGCUUUGCAGACGUCAACAUGUUUAAUUACUUCCAUCUCUACCAAUCAGAGGUCUUGAUUUGUGUAUCACUAGAAAAAACACGUGGCAGACUGCUUGUGUCUAAGGUGCCCACAUACACACACAGAGUGAGCACCAUCGAGCUUUGGUGCAAAACGGCGACAUCUCCAAUAUUUUGCUCAUUUUCCGGCAAUUUGCCUGAGUCUCACACUGGGCCCACAGAGAGCUCCUGGGAAAUAUUUCCUCCCUCGUGGAGGCGCUUGCUAGAUUCGGACCAGUGCCGUAGCCCCCAGGACAGCGCCAGCUCCCUGGCCCCUCCCAGGCCGCAGAGACCUUACAGAAAUCACCUGGGAAGUUUUCCGGUUCCCAGACGAGGCCCUGGGUGGUGGCGGGAAGGUGGAGGGUCUGGAUUUGGUUCUCUGUCCGCUCUCUCUUGGAGUGACCAGAGACUCCACCCCUUUGCUUGAGUCCUGGUGUGUACAGUGGAGACCUCGCCACCAGGAACAUGAAGAGCCUGGCUUGGGACAUGGCACCUGGGCCGUAUGUUAAGUGUCUGCAGAGGAAAGGACCAGCCUCCACGUGCUGGAACCAGACAAAGGCCGGGACACCCCCGCGCACCAUGAGGUCCCUGGCAGGAGGCCCCUCUAGGUCUGGCCAGGGCCCCUGAGCAGGAGCCCUCCUCCCUCGGAGCGGGGCUCUGCUGCUUGCUAGGCUGCUCCUGCUUCCUAAGAGCCUUUAAAAAUUCUUUAUUAAAUUUUCAUGGCGCAUAAAGUCAAGGUUCCAUCACUUGGCCUCAGUUGUCUUGGUAACUUCGUAAAAUGCAAUAAUAAAAUGAAGCUGAGUGUUGCUAA